AACAAAUAAAGAAUAACGCAACAAAAAUAUACAUAAAUUUGCCUACAAAUGCUUUGAGCUCACAGUCACCGUAUGAAACAAUGACUACUGAAAUGAAUAACGACGAGUUAGUGCUGAAAUUUCGUAAAAUAUGGAGUAGAUGGGGUAAAUGGAGUGAAUGCUCGGUAACAUGCGGCGAGGGUAAUAUAUCGCGUCGACGACACUGCGUAUCUGGAAGAUGUGCACCUGGGGAGUUUGAAGAGCAACGGCGACCGUGCACUCGUCGAGCAUGUGAAUGCUCUGAGAUCGUCGAUGACUUGCGUGAUAGAGAUUAGUAUAAGAGUAAUGUACAUAUGCAGUUAAAAAUAAUGUUCAUCUUC
Molecule: messenger RNA, 359 nt
Organism: Vanessa atalanta (red admiral)
Lineage: Eukaryota; Metazoa; Arthropoda; Insecta; Lepidoptera; Nymphalidae
Product: properdin-like
Exons: 2
Coding region: 81-314 (77 amino acids)
Source: RefSeq, a predicted model, not a curated record